AUGGCUGAGACGAGUGAAGCUCAGGCAAGUGCGUCGGCGCCUGGUGGAGAUGCUGGAGGCGAAGAUGAUAAACGCGACGAGCGUAUGCUGGAGUGCAACAUCUGCCUAGACACAGCUCGCGAUGCUGUGGUGAGCAUGUGCGGCCAUCUCUUUUGCUGGCCCUGCUUACACCAAUGGCUAGAGACACGGCCUAGUCGGCAAGUAUGCCCAGUUUGCAAAGCGGCCAUUAGCAGGGAGAAAGUGAUACCAUUGUACGGAAGGGGGAAUACCAAGCAGGAGGAUCCUAGAAAUAAGGUGCCACCGCGGCCGGCGGGCCAGCGCACGGAGCCCGAGAACAGCGGCGGCUUCCCCGGGUUCGGGUUCGGCGAGGGCUUCCACAUGUCCUUCGGCAUAGGCGCCUUCCCGUUCGGCGUGUUCACGUCCACCUUCAACUUCGGAGACCCGAGGCCCAGUGCAGCCCCCCGUGGCACGGCGCAGUACGAGGAGGAGCAGUUCCUGUCGAAGAUCUUCCUCUGGGUGGCCAUACUGUUCGUGCUGUGGCUGAUCUUCGCG
Messenger RNA from Iphiclides podalirius (scarce swallowtail), 552 nucleotides. The record is from the annotation of a GenBank genome assembly. Lineage: Eukaryota; Metazoa; Arthropoda; Insecta; Lepidoptera; Papilionidae.